This is a messenger RNA of Hypomesus transpacificus, 2002 nucleotides long. RefSeq names its product sodium-dependent lysophosphatidylcholine symporter 1. Gene Ontology annotation, molecular function: symporter activity. The coding region runs from base 219 to 1778 and encodes 519 amino acids. Gene Ontology annotation, biological process: carbohydrate transport. Gene Ontology annotation, cellular component: membrane. The transcript is spliced from 14 exons. The record is from RefSeq and is a predicted model, not a curated record. Lineage: Eukaryota; Metazoa; Chordata; Actinopteri; Osmeriformes; Osmeridae.
ACGGAUUUUGACAUUUCCUCAUUUUCAAGUGUGUAGUGUCCUCAUGAAAGCAUCCAGCGGGGCGUGGUCAGACAAGUUUUGGAUAAGCAGAAGUUGGACAAUAUCUGGUUUGUGGUUAAAAGUUCAAGCGAAUAACGUCAUGCCAAGGAUAUAGUCUACAUUUUCAGGAGAACGAUUGAAAUUGGUAAACUGCAGAAUCUGAACUACAGGCUUCAGGGAUGAUGGCAGAAAAAGAUGUAGUGGAGGACUGUCCGCUCAACGAGAAGUAUCCGAUUUCAACAGAGAAUGAAGAUGCUAAAGCGAAGCGACAAGCUGGCAUCCCGCUCUCCAGGAAGCUGUGCUACGCGGUGGGAGGAGUUCCCUACCAGAUGACCCUGAACGCUAAAGGUCUCUUCAUGCAGAUCUUCCUACUGGACGUGGUGCAGAUGGGUGCGUUCUACGCCUCCCUCAUCCUCUUCCUGGGACGGGCCUGGGACGCCCUCACAGACCCCCUGGUGGGAUACCUCGUCAGCAGGAGCGGAAGGACACGCUUUGGCAAACUGAUACCUUGGAUCAUAUUCUCCAUGCCUCUGGGGGUGCUGUCCUACGUCAUGCUGUGGUUCUCCCCCCAGGACGUCACGUCUCCAGGAUUCAGCUUCUCCUGGUUCUUCAUCUGGAACUGCCUCUUCGACCUGUUCAUGAGUUGCUCCCAUGUCCCUUUCUCCUCUCUCAAUAUGUUCCUGGGAGGAGACCAGAGGGACAGAGAUUCUGCUACGAGCUACAGGAUGGGUAUGGAGGUGUUUGCUACCCUGGCCGUAGCCCUGAUCCAGGGUCAGAUUGUGGGGGUGUACCAUGCCAGGAAGGUUGUGGCCUGCAGCCAGAUCAACAGCAGUGACACCCUCCUCCUCCAGAACGCCUCCGACGCUCUCACUGACACCCUGCAGAACACGAGGAGAGCCUAUGUCCUGGCUGCUCUGGUCCUGGCAGGGUUUUACUUCCUGUGUGUCCUGAUCCUCUUCCUGGGGGUCAAGGAGCAGCUGGCCCCCCUCAGCACGCUGGGCAGGGUCAGGAUGUCCUACCUGUCAGGGAUGAGGCUGGUGGUGGGACACACCCCCUACGUCCAGCUGGUGGCCGGCUUCCUGUUCUGCUCCAUCGCUUUCCAGAUGGCCCAGGGGAGUUUUGCUCUGUUCUGCACCCAUGUAGCAGGAGUAGGACAGUACUUCCAGCACAUCAUCCUCGUCCUGCUGGCGUCGGCCACAGUGAGUGUGCCUCUGUGGCAGGCAGUGCUGCUGAGACUGGGCAAGAAGACCACCCUCUUCAUCGGCCUCUCUAUCUAUGGGCCCGCCAUCGGAGUGUUUGCCAGUGUGAAUAGCAACCUGCCUGUGUUCCUCGUUAUGGCCGUGUUUGCCGGGAGCAGCUUGGCUGUGCUUUACCUGCUGCCUUGGUCCAUGCUCCCUGACGUGGUAGAUGACUUUAAGGUGCAGAACCCCACCAGCACUGGCCUGGAGCCUCUCUUCUUCUCCUGCUUCGUGUUCUUCAACAAGUUUGGAGGAGGACUGGCUGUGGGAGUGUCCACCCUGGUGCUGCAUUACGCAGGGUACCAGUCAGGGGCGUGCAGACAGCCCCCUGUGGUGAUCAUGUCUCUGAGGGUACUGUUCUCCCCCGUGCCCAUCGUCCUCCUGCUGCUGGGCCUGGGCCUCUUCUACUACUACCCCGUCAACGAGGAGCGCCGCUCACGCAACCAGACCGCCCUGCUGGCAGCCAUGAGGAAGGAUGGCGGCUCUGGGGAGGCCCGGUAGAGACACAGUGCUGCUACCACAUUGAUAAGUACUUCAUGAGGACUCUACUAUACUCCAUUGUGCUCUGCUCUGAUUUAAUCCUCUGUUUUAAGGCUUUUUAAUAAUGCUGAUUCAAACCACUGUGCUGACUCUGGCCGACGGCUGGCUGGUCUCUCUGAAAAGUGUCAGCUGAGUGAUGCAAAUAAAAUAAAAGCUUUUCCAAAGUCACUAUUGAUACUGUACUA